Messenger RNA from Rotaria socialis, 3003 nucleotides. NCBI's taxonomy places the organism in Eukaryota, Metazoa, Rotifera, Eurotatoria, Philodinida, Philodinidae. The record is from the annotation of a GenBank genome assembly.
AUGACAGGACGAACGCCGAAUUUUAUUUUUGCUGGUCUUUUCAUAGUUACGUUUCUUCUCGGCUUUUUUUAUAUGUCAUGUUCAUCAAAAUCGAAUGAACUUCAACGAACAUUAGAAGACUUUGAAGAACGUGUGCGAACAUUAACACUAAAAAAUGAAGGCAAACAACAAGAAGUCGAAGCAAAUAGUGCUCUUAUACGUGACCUUGAAAACAAAAAUGCGGAUUUUCGAAAGGACGUGGAAGAAAAAGAUUCAGAAUUAAAUAAUCUCAAUGUGCAAUUAAAUGAAAAACUAGUCGAAAUUCAAAAUUUAGCGUCACUUAAAAAUGACCUUGAUAAUCAAUUGAAAGAAGCAAAAGACGCAGCUAAUUCAGUUGCUUCGAAAGAAUCCACCAUUGAGAAGUUACAAAAGGAAUUAGAUGAACAAAAAAAAAGUAAUGAGGAACAAAUGAAUAACUUGCAAGAAACGAUUAAAAAUUAUAGAAAUCAAGUAAAUCAAUCACAAGAUAAUCAAGGCAAAUCUAUUGUAGUUUCCAAUCGAACUGCUGAUCAAUCAUUAGUAUCAUCCAACGAAACGAUUAAUCAAGAACUAAAUAACUCAGAUCUGCAUCAACGUCUACAACGAUCACUUAACAAUUCAUUAUUUGACAAUGAAACUCUCAACGAUACUGGUAACAAUAAUAAUCUACAACUCGAUACAAGAAACGCUCAAAAAUCUAUAAAUAUUACUUCGAUUUCUCUUUCAAACGAAAUCAAAAUCUCUAAUAAUCAAUCUCAGUUGGCAGAAGAUAAUGAUAAGAAUCUCUUAAAACAUAAUGCAGUUGAGAACCCUCGUGAAAAACAGGCUAUGAUAGGUAACAUGACUAUGACGAAGAUGCUAAAUUCUGAUAUCAUAGCUCUACUACUGUUAGCAUCAAGUUUUCAAAUUGCACAUAUUGCAACAAUUCCAUGCAAUAAAUCUAAUAUCAUCCAUUCAGUACAAGAUGAUAACGUAAACAUAACGUUCCUAUCGACUGAUGUAAUAAGAUUGAAUAGAUCAGUUCUAUGUACAUCGAAUUCUUCAUUCGAAUUCAUUAAUGGUCCUGAAUAUCAUUGUAUGAGACUAGGCUAUGGGCGAUAUGGUCAAAUAUUUAUUCAAAUACAAAAUGAUAAUGGCGUUGUUGAUAACUGUUCAAUAACAUAUGUGACAAAAUUACAUGUAGCAAAUUUAGCACAUAUAAAUGCAAUUGCUGAUAGAGUUCGUUUAAUUGUUUCGCGUCCAUUAGGAUCUUUCGAUUAUGUUAUUAUUCAUUGUCCGGAUGAUAAAUCGCAUAUAAUAUUCAAUACUAGUUUACCAUCCAAUGAUCUUAUGAUGAGUGCUCACUGUUCAUUUUUACUCAAUAUGCCACUUAUGAGUUUUGUAAUCGAAACUGUUAAGAAAGAUUUUGAUUCCACGAUUAAUCAUAUUAUUCAAGAAGUUCCUUUACCCGUGCCAUUUACAUGUUCGCUCGAUUCACUGUUACUUACUAUUAUAGCGAAUCCAGCACCGACAAUCAAUCUUGCUAGUAGAUAUGAAUUUAAUUUAAUAUUUCAUGAUAAAGAUAAUGACCGUAUUACCUACGAAAGAGUGAACAUACUUGAUCUAAAGCUUUAUUCUAAUACAACAUUGAAAUAUGGUCUUACACCUAAUCUGAAACAUAAAAUUAGUUUUGAUCAUAUUGCUGAUUCAAUAGGUUCAGCACAUUCAAAUUUAACAAUAACGCCAAUAUCAAAUGUUUCAUAUCCAUAUGAAGUAGUAAAUUUUAGUGUAGAUGAGCAAUUUCAUAAGAUUGUGCUUAGUUGGACUGAUACUCAUUCACGGUAUGAUCCAAUUGAGUUUAUUGUUUCAUGUAAUUCAAGUCAGAAGUCGAGCAUAAACAUUGGAAGAAAAACAGUCUAUACCUGUGAGCAAAUGACAUUCCACGAAACAGAUAUUGUUUCUGUUCAAACAAAAGUAGCUAUUCCUGGUUAUACACAUGACCGAACAGCUGUUGUACAAAUCAAUGUCAAACAAGUACCAGAAAUACCACUCUUUGAAGUUUUCAAUAAAACAGAAAAUGAUAUUACAAUACGAUGGAGCUAUAAUAGUAGUUCAUUGAUGUCGAACUCAUUUAAAUAUAAAAUUCAAUGUGAUUUAUAUGAAGAUUCCAGCGACAUUGAUAUUCAUUUAAAUCAAUAUCAAUGUCAGUCGCUUGAAGAUGGUUCGCUUUAUGUCAUAACUAUGCAUUUAAUAAGUGUUAAUAAUACUAUUAAACGGUCAAGCAGCAUUCAUGCGGCCACAUUGCUGCAAAAAUGUCGACCAAAAAAUCAUUUCUUUAUUUCUGAGAUUGAUGGCACUAUUUCAAUUGUAAUCGAAUGGAUUCCUCCAAAACAUAAUUUUGAAAAGAUAAUCAUAUAUUGUCCAUCAACAAUUAUGACUUAUGAAAACCAUCAAGUAGUGUCGCUCAUGUAUGUUAAAUGUAAAGUUAAACAUGGGUUCCCACUUCAAGUGUCAUUUGUUACUGUCAAAAGUGGUUUUGAAGACGCAAUAUUCAAAUUUACAGAUACUGCACCAUCAGUCUUUGGCUCUACAACAACGCCGCCGGUGUUUGACUCUACAACAACCCCGCCGGUCUUUGGCUCUACAACAACACCGUCGGUCUUUGAAAGUACAACAGCAACACCACCAGCCUUUGGAUCUACAACAACAACUCAAUCAGUCUUUGAAAGUACAACAAUAAGAACAACGACAAUCUUUGGAACUACAAAGACAACGUCUUCACGGUCAACAACAACAGCAGCUUCAACGAUUUUAACGACGUCAGCUGGGACAGUAUCUUUCACUACUGUUCGAAAUAUUACUACAGAUCCGAUAGUCAAACCAGAAGAGGAGCUAACUAAAUGGCGGACAGCAGCGAUCAUUGCUUUUAUUGUAAUCGGAUUUUUACUUCUGGCUACUAUUGCUCUGACUACUUUCUCUGUUUUUGCAGCUUUUCGAAAGAGAUGA